Phalaenopsis equestris is the source of this 725-nucleotide messenger RNA. RefSeq names its product transcription factor BEE 1-like. The transcript has 6 exons. The record is from RefSeq and is a predicted model, not a curated record. Bases 49 to 696 code for a protein of 215 amino acids. Gene Ontology annotation, molecular function: protein dimerization activity; DNA-binding transcription factor activity. Lineage: Eukaryota; Viridiplantae; Streptophyta; Magnoliopsida; Asparagales; Orchidaceae. Gene Ontology annotation, biological process: regulation of DNA-templated transcription. Gene Ontology annotation, cellular component: nucleus.
UUCUACACUCUCUCCACAUCCUCCCAACCCUUUCCUCCCUCCUCAGCCAUGUCUGACUACACAAACAAUCUCAAGCUUCCUUCUCCCUUCUCCUUCACAGAAAUUGCCCAUUUUGCAGAGCUCGGUGAGAAUGCCAUGGAAAAUCCAAGCCCACACUUCACACCAGAAGCCUUCAGCUUUCCUUUAGUCCAUAAUCUUCCAAACUUUUUACCACAUGAUCAUCACAAACCUGUCUCAGAACCUGCAACCGAUAACAAGAGGAAGCAAUCAACUGCAAACCAUUUGGAAGAAGAAGAGAACUCUAAAAGAAGGAAGGAAGGUUUGAAAGAGAGUGCAAGGAGUAGGAAUUCAGAUGGAGGAGAGAAACAGAAGGAGGUGGUUCAUGUGAGGGCCAGAAGAGGCCAAGCUACUGACAGCCAUAGCUUAGCUGAAAGGGUGAGAAGAGAGAGAAUAAAUGAGAAGAUGAGAUGCUUACAAGAUCUAGUUCCUGGCUGCUAUAAGACAAUGGGCACUGCUACUAUGCUUGAUGAGAUAAUUAAUUAUGUCCAUUCUCUUCAAAAUCAGGUAGAGUUUCUUUCAAUGAAGCUUUCAGCAGCGAGUUCCUUCUAUGACUUUGAGUUGGAUGUGCAGUCCAUGGCAGCUGCACAACAGAUGGGAAUUGCUCAUAAUGAACCCCAAAAUAAUGAUUUUUACUAAUCUCUCUCUCUCUCUCUCUCUCUCUCUCU